Molecule: messenger RNA, 1900 nt
Organism: Sesamum indicum (sesame)
Lineage: Eukaryota; Viridiplantae; Streptophyta; Magnoliopsida; Lamiales; Pedaliaceae
Product: B3 domain-containing protein Os01g0234100
Molecular function (GO): DNA binding
Source: RefSeq, a predicted model, not a curated record
GAUGCCACCUAGUACAGCUAGAUUGUAGCAACAGAUGAAUAUUAAUUCAAAUUCAAAUAUAUGAACGGGUUUUAUGUUUUUGUCUGGAGCAGAGGACUUAUGAAGAGAGUUUUUAGCUGUGUUGCCAUCUCCGAGGAACUAGAAACAUGGUCUGACAAUCUUGUCAAAUCCCCAUGAUUUCAAUUCUUAUAACUUUCCAUAACUCUGCAGAUUUUUGAACUCAACGGUCGAUACUUACUAUGAUAGAAUGCGCUCCUCUACGUCUCUCCUGUGAGAACUGAGAAGCAAAGACAAGAACUAUGGCCAUCGCUCGGAUCAGUAGUUCCAAUCGAAGCCCUGUUUCUUCUUCCAAAUCCAAGCUUAAGCAGAAGCUGGCAUGGGAGUUUAAGAGAAAGCUGGUAAAGCAGAGGCUAAUGAGUCUUGACAACAAUUACAAGGAUGGAGAAUCCGUAAUUAAUGCAAGACCUAUUACAUGUCAUCCACCCAAGGUGGAGACAACUAGUGAUCAUCAUAGCCGUGACAGUGUCACAACCUCAGCUAUGGAGAGAGCAAAAGAGGUCCAAGCAAAUCUGUCCCCACAUUUUCCUAGUUUUUUGAAACUUAUGCUCAGAUCACACGUCUCUGGUGGAUUCUGGCUGGGUUUGCCGAAAAAGUUCUGUGAUGGCCAUCUACCGAAGGGUGAUGAAAUGAUGGUUUUGGUUGAUGAAAAUGAAGAAGAGUACCAUGUAAAGUACUUGGUGCAUAAAACGGGACUAAGCGGUGGAUGGAGAGGUUUCUCCAUUGAACACAAAUUGCUCGAGGGCGAUGUUGUGGUUUUUCAACUGAUCAAGCCAUGCAAGUUUAAGCUGUACAUUGUGAGAGCAAGAAGAUUAUCGGAAGUUGAUGGGGCUAUUACCCUUCUAAACCUAGAUUUUCAAACCGGGCCAAUCAACGCAGUGAAAAUGGAAGAAAAACUGGAAGAAAAUGCAGGGAUUAGUGAAACAGCCGCGGAGAAAUAUAUGGAGCCUCUUGCAGUGGAUAAUAGCCAAAAGAAUGAUGGUGGAUCAAUUCCUAUGAAUCAGCCUGCUCCAGAUCAAUCUGGUGAUGGUGGCGAAAGUUUCGGUCCAGAAAUCAUGGAUGGCAUCAAGUUUGCAGAGUCUCUUCUCAGUUUCAAAGACGUAGGGUGCUUUGAAGAUUUCAACAUUCACGUCGACGGCCUAGUUCUCGACUCUGAGCUACCAAUGCAUCUCAGAACAAAGUACUAUGAGCUCUGCCGCAGCCAAAGCUCGUUUCUUCACGAGAAAGUUAUCCCGGGCCUUAACAGUAAGUUGGCUGCUGGUAUGAUCUUAGAGACGAUCAACAUAGCUGAUGCUAUCCGAGUGGCUAAUCCUAACAUGGGUUCUAAUCACUUUGAAAGUUGGGACAAAACUCUGAAAGCUUUUGAUGAUUUAGGAAUGACGGUUGGUUUUUUACGUGCGCGGAUACAUAAACUAGUAAGUCUUUCUUGUGAAUCCCAAACUGUUAUUGAACUGAAGAGAACUGAGAGAGCUGCAGCAGAGGAUGAGAUGAGAAGCCUCAACGAGAAACUUUCGAACAUUAGAUUGUUGAUAGAAAAACUAGAUUCCGAGAUUGCUGCCCUUAAAGUGAAAAAUGAGGAGCUUGGUUUUUUGUUUAAGGAGGUCGCUGGUGCUCCAUGGUGAGAGCUCUCUCAUUCGUCAGUUAGCUUAGAUAGUUGUCCUCGUGGACAUCGCAAAGUUAAUAGCAAUACAAAUUUCUGACGAUGUAAUGUUUUCUUUUGUUCGUCCCAAAGAUUGGUAGGACAACCCAAAUGCAGAAACAGUACUAGGCUGUAUAUCUUUUGUGAAUUUGUUAUGUAGUCUAUCUGCUGACAAGGUUUAUGAGCAUAUAUUUUUGGUUCCUU